UAUUCCAGAAAGAUUAUAAAUUAGCAUGCCAUUCUUUUCAGUGUGUGACAUCAAUCAUCACUUUCGGUAAAAUUAGUUAGAAGCAGACCCUGUCAGCUUGAAGCGAAAUCAAUCUUCAGUUCAGCAACGCCAUCGCGCGGCACCACAUUCAACUUAUCAUGUCAAUUGUAUGGAUGCGCAGUGCUGCUAUUUUGGCGCGCAUGAAAUUGACAUUUCUCUCCCUUACUUCUAUGUACGAGAUUCGAUACGGACUCGCCUGAGGGCGACAUGCUCGCAAAAAAGGAUGUUGCCAAUGAUUUGUUCGGGAAAUGUGAGAGCUGGAUAUCUUGUUGAUAUGAUGUCUUUGUUAGAAGUCUUAUAAACAAGCUCAAAUGUUUCCUGUAUUUUAAUUUUGUUAAUAUAAACAACUUAUUUAUUUUCAAAAUGUUGAGAUCAAAGUGCUUCCCAAAUAUUUACAAGAUAUUACUUAAAAAUUUUCCAGUUACUUUACGAAAUCUGAGUACAUUUGUUGAACAGAACGGAGUUGGACACAUACUGCUCAAUAAUGAACGGAAACGCAAUUCAUUAUCGCUAGAAAUGAUGGAUAGCAUCCAGAAUAACAUUCUGUCCAAUCAAGACAAUCCUACCGUACGCUGUUUCGUGAUAUCCGCUCAGGGUCCAGUUUUCUCCGCUGGUCACAAUUUGAACGAACUAACCCCCGAAAAGGGAUCCGAUUAUCACAAGCUAGUUUUUGAUAAAUGUUCGGAGAUGAUUGAAGUAAUUUUGAAGGCUCCAGUGCCGGUUAUUGCUAGGGUUGACGGGCUGGCAGCAGCUGCCGGUUGUCAGCUGAUUGCAUCGUGUGAUAUGGUUGUUUGUAGUGAUCGUAGUUCGUUUUCUACGCCGGGGGCUAGUUUCGGAAUAUUCUGUUCCACACCUGGUAUCGCCGUGGCACGAGCAAUCCCACGAAUGAAAGCUUCUUAUAUGCUGUUCACUGGAUUACCCAUUCAAGCACGGGAUGCUCUGGAAGCGGGUCUUGUCAGUAGGGUUGUUCCGGUUGAACAGUUAGAUGGAGAAGUUGAAGCUGUUUGCAAUGCAAUAAAAUCCAAAAGUCGCUCAGUGAUCGCAUUGGGGAAGAACUUUUUUUAUGAACAGCUUACUAUGGAUAUACGGUCUGCAUACAAAAAAGGAUCCCAAGUUAUGACAGACAAUUUGGCUACCGUUGAUGGACAGGAAGGCAUUCGUAGUUUUGUGGAAAAACGAAAACCAUUAUGGUUGCACAAAUAAGGAUAUAUUCAAUUCAAAAAGUUGUUUGGAUGCUCAUUUUUGUAUAUUUUUAUGUAUCGGACAUAUAUAAGCAUUUUAGAAUGGAUUAUUGUAAUGGCUACUAGAAAUAACGGACAUAUGAACAGUUAUCAUAAUCAACAUAUCAUAAGCAACAUAAUGAUGCUUUUGGUCCUUAUGAAAAAACGUACUGAUUAUAAACUAUCCGUUAUACUAAAUGAAUGGUUCCCAAACUCGCCCUGCCACUGCAAUAGCUUCUUAGACUCUACUUUGUGCUGCCACGCAAUGGCUGUGCUGUUCUUCGAGAAUCAUUGUGCUAGAUAGUCAUUUUUAUAAAACCUGACCGACAAUAUUCAUGAAGGUAAAAAUAAAUAUACAAAAUAGCUGUAGUUCAAAUGAGCGAUGAUUAUAUAUUAGUAGUGUCUUGAAAACGCAUUUAUUGUUGUAUAAA
Malaya genurostris is the source of this 1711-nucleotide messenger RNA. RefSeq names its product enoyl-CoA hydratase domain-containing protein 3, mitochondrial. The transcript has 2 exons. Lineage: Eukaryota; Metazoa; Arthropoda; Insecta; Diptera; Culicidae. Bases 424 to 1263 code for a protein of 279 amino acids. Gene Ontology annotation, cellular component: mitochondrion. The record is from RefSeq and is a predicted model, not a curated record. Gene Ontology annotation, molecular function: hydro-lyase activity.